UGGUUACUUGGUUCUAAAGUUUGACCUAAUCUGAGUUGCUUCUCUCGCUGUUGCUGCGAGCAAUUGAACCCGAUUCCGAAUCUUUCCCGGGGCGCUGCCACGUCCAAUCGGUGUAAUUCCAGUUGAGGGUUUGAUGGGGGAGCUGUGGAACUAGGGUUUUCGAGUUGAAUAUACUAUGCUCUGCUGGGUUCAUUGCACACUUGCAGUAGCAGAGGAGUGCGUUUUUUUUGUUAUGUGCCGAACUCUAGCGCAGUUCGCAUGAUCAUCAAUUUAGUGACGAUAGAAACAUGCCGCCAUAUGCUGUGCAUUUUCCCCCACAACAAGAAUGGCGUGCUAGAAAAAUGUUUUGUGUGACUUUUAACUCCAAAAGGGAAAGGAGGAGUAAAAACUGUUGCUCUUUUUUUGUAGGGAGAAGAUAAAUUUGUUCCUCUGGUCUGGCGAGCAUUAAUCUUUCAGUUUCUAGUAGUGGGCUCUUGGAGAUUUGAGCUGAUUUCAAACAAUGUAGGUAAAGGUUGUAGGGUUCAUACGGUUUAUGGCUUGGUCCGUUAGAAAUAGAGCAUACCAAGCCACCAACGCUCUACCCGCUAACCCAGAGUUGUGUUGGGCACAUUAAUCUUCUAGACUUUGGGGUCAAUGUCAAAGUUUGUGAGUAGAACUUUAGAUUAUUUACAAAAUGUUGCUUGGAUCUGCUAGAAAGUAGAUCACACAAAGGUUCUGUCUGCUAACCAAGAGAUGUUUUUGGAUGCAUGCUCCACGUCCUUAUGUCUCUCCAGUUUUACUGUAUCAAUCUUGGGCUAUGUUACUGCUUCAUUCAUGUUCAACAAAGAAAUAGAGAGUUAGAGAUCCAUCUCCCAACUUUGUUACUACUCUGUUAUUACUUUGAUACUAUGUGGAACAAGAGAAUUAUGUUGUCAGUAUAGAAAUGUACACAAUCUUCAGUUUUCCAGUAUCGUAAAAAUUGUGAAAGAAAACCAGUUUUAAAACUCAUAGAGCCACUUAAGUUUCCUCGUUGUGAUACUUUGACAGUUCGACAGUAAGUACUAAGAAGUUCAAGAAAACUAAGAUAUAUGUUCCAUAAUAUGAGAAUAUUUAUUGUAAGUGUCUUCCAGGAUUGGUGGAGUUUAGCUUAUCAAUCUGUUUAUUAAUAUUUACGCAGUAUUGCAGUCAUGGCAUUAUGUGGUUGAAUAUAUAGAUGGAUAAUAGAUGAUCUAAUUUGAAAUGUGAUAAAUUGUUUUCAAUAAAUGGGUCUGCUUUUGGGAAAUGAAAAUCAAUUUUGUUUUGGUAGAUAUUCUGUUUCCGGGAACAGGGAUCGAUUAAGCCACAGUGUGAAUAUGCACUGUGCUUAGGCUAAGAUUCAACCUGAUGGAUUCUGAUGACAAGAAGUUUGGAAAAGGCCCUAGGGAGCUCACUGGUGCUGUUGAUUUAAUAAGCCACUAUAAAUUGCUUGCCCACCAUGAUUUCUUUUGCAAGAAGCCUUUGCCAUUGGCAAUAUCAGAUACACAUUAUCUUGACAAUGUUGUUGGGGACACUGAAAUUCGUAAAGGAGAAGGAAUGGAGCUAGAUCAGCUGGUUCAGAACGCAUACUUGAGGGACAAGCCUGCUUAUAUCCAGCCGUUUGACAUGGAAACACUGGGGCAAGCAUUUCAGCUUCGAGAAACGGCUCCAGUAGAUUUGCCCUCUGCUGAAAAGGGUAUACCGACUAUAUCUGGUAAACUGAAAAGUGAGUCCAAAGACAAAGAGAAGAAGCAUAAAAAGCACAAAGACAAAGACAGGGACAAAGACAAGGAGCAUAAGAAGCACAAACAUCGGCAUAAAGAUAGGAGUAAAGACAAAGACAAAGACAAGGAUAAGGACAAGAAAAAGGAUAAAAGUGGGCAUCAUGAUUCUGGUGGCGAUCAUUCAAAGAAACAUCAUGAGAAGAAAAGGAAGCAUGAGGGAAUGGAGGAUUCAGCCGAUGUGCAUAAGCACAAGAAAAGUAAGCACAAGAGUUCCAGAACAGAUGACACAGGGAAUGGACUUAGUUAGCUACACUUUCCUUAGUUCGAUUGUCAAUCCAUGUCAUAUGUCCUUAAAAAGGAGGCUCAGAAGGUUUCUGUCAUCAAAACCCACCGCAGUAGUGAUACCAUGAAUAUAUAUUUAGUUGAAGCUGUUUCAGAAGAACACGUCUUGCCUGCUAUUUAUGUUGGUUUUGCAGCGUCGAUCCUGGGGAACAUGUAACUCGUAAAAUAGGGACUAACCCACUUUAUUGUGCAAUUCUUUUGUUUCCUGGCCAAAUGGUUGUAGGAACACUUGUCGAUGACUCCCAACUUGAAAUUUCUGGAGAUUAGGCGUAGACUAUUUCAGAUCAGGUUUCUGGUUAGCAUUAACAGUGUUGGAUAGAUCUAGAAAUGCGUUUGUCGGAGGGGAAUGAGAAAUUAACUUGUAUUCAGAAAAAAAAACUAAUUCUUCUAUAUACUUCUAUCUGUUAUCAAGGAAGAUUGUUAAUUUUGCAGCCAUUGAGAAAUGCAAUGAUUUAUUUUGUA
Molecule: messenger RNA, 2522 nt
Organism: Oryza sativa Japonica Group (Japanese rice)
Lineage: Eukaryota; Viridiplantae; Streptophyta; Magnoliopsida; Poales; Poaceae
Product: mediator of RNA polymerase II transcription subunit 19a
Biological process (GO): positive regulation of transcription by RNA polymerase II
Cellular component (GO): mediator complex
Molecular function (GO): transcription coregulator activity; transcription factor binding
Source: RefSeq, a predicted model, not a curated record